CUGCAAGCUGCUUGUUCAGAAGGUGACGAGCAGGUAGUUAAGAUGCUGUUAGACGAAGGUGCCAACGUUAACGCGCAGGGAGGUCCCUUUGGCAACGCACUGCAGGCAGCUUCUGCGGAAGGGCGUGUGCAAGUAGUCGAGAUGCUGCUUAAAGGCGCUAACACGAAUGCGAAAGGCGGUAUGUAUAGCAACGCACUGUACGCAGCAUCAGAAGAGGGCCAUGAGCAGGUAGUCAAGAUGCUACUUGACAAAGGCGCCGACGCUAACGCACAGGGCGGAGAGUGCGGUAACGCACUGCGGGUUGCUUCAGCUAGAGGACUGGAACCGAUAGUCAAGAUGCUGUUAGACGCAGGUGCCGAGAUCAACACGCAAGGAGGUCGCGUGGCCGUAGGCACGUCUCCAGUAGAGCCAUCUUCUUCUCCGCUCUGA
Bipolaris sorokiniana ND90Pr is the source of this 429-nucleotide messenger RNA. RefSeq lists its product as uncharacterized. Gene Ontology annotation, molecular function: protein binding. The record is from RefSeq and is a predicted model, not a curated record. The transcript has a single exon. Lineage: Eukaryota; Fungi; Ascomycota; Dothideomycetes; Pleosporales; Pleosporaceae. The annotation marks the transcript as partial.